AUGGCGAACCACCAUCCCUCACCGCAGAUGCCUAUGCAAAUGCAUCACGGUCCCCAAGGGCCACCGCCCCCAGGCGCUGCUCAUUACCCCCCUGCACAACCACAACCUGCCCCUUCAAGGCAAAUCAGCACUGUCAAUGAGCUUUUGUGGUUGCAAAUUGGAAGCUUCUCCGAGCUUCUAGGUAGCCUUGACGAUGCCAUGAAUGCCUACGAGCAUGCCCUCCGGGCGAACCCGAACUCCGUUCCCGCCAUGAAUGCGAUCAGCUUGAUUCUUCGCACUCGCGAGGAGUUCCACAAGGCAGUCGAGUUUCUGCAAGCCAUACUGAAGAUUGAUGAAAGAAACGGCGAAGUCUGGGGCAGUCUCGGUCAUUGCUACCUCAUGAUGGAUGACCUGCAACAGGCAUAUGCCGCUUACCAGUCAGCAUUGGUCAACCUCCAAAACCCCAAGGAGCCCAAGCUUUGGUACGGCAUAGGUAUCCUGUAUGAUCGAUAUGGCUCCCUGGAGCACGCCGAAGAGGCGUUUUCUCAAGUCAUGCAAAUGCAGCCUGAUUUUGAGAAGGCCAAUGAAAUCUACUUUCGACUUGGUAUUAUAUACAAGCAGCAACAGAAGUAUGGACAGAGUCUUGAGUGCUUCAACUACAUUGUCACUUCUCCGCCGCCGCCUCUGACUGAGGAGGACAUUUGGUUCCAGAUUGGCCAUGUCCACGAGCAGCAAAAAGAUUAUGACAGCGCCAAAGCGGCAUACGGCAGAGUCCUCGAGAGAGAUCCCAACCACGCCAAGGUCUUGCAACAACUUGGCUGGCUCCACCACCAGCAGAGUAGCAGCUUCUCUAGCCAGGAGCGAGCCAUUGAAUAUCUGGAGAAGUCAGUAAGCGCUGAUAAUAACGAUGCGCAAAGCUGGUACUUGCUCGGUCGGUGCUACAUGUCCCAGCAGAAAUAUCCCAAGGCCUACGAAGCAUACCAGCAGGCCGUCUAUCGAGACGGUCGAAACCCAACCUUCUGGUGCUCUAUCGGAGUACUCUACUACCAGAUCAAUCAGUACCGUGAUGCGCUCGAUGCCUACUCCCGGGCGAUCAGAUUGAACCCGUACAUCAGCGAGGUUUGGUAUGAUCUGGGCACUCUGUAUGAGAGUUGCAACAACCAGAUCACUGAUGCCUUGGAUGCCUACCAAAGAGCUGCAGAGCUCGAUCCUUCCAACCCGCACAUCAAGGCUAGAUUGCAGCUGUUGCGCCAGGGACAAAGCACUGGACAUCUUCCUCAAGGCCCUGCCCCUGUACCUACCGAUGUGCAUCCCCAAACCUACGGUGCUCAGGGUCCCCAGGCACCGCAAUGGACCGGCGCAUCCGCUGCCCCUCAACAGCAGCAGCAGCAACAACAACAACCGCAGCAACAGCAACCGCCUGGCCGUCCCCCCGUUGGACCGGGUGGUGCUAAUGGCUGGGGCAGUCUGCGUGAUGUCAAUCCUCCACAGCCGCCAAACCCGUAUGACCAGAGAGAGCCAUUCCGAGGCCCUGCACCGCCAAUGCCGCGUCAGCCUAGCCCUCGCGCAGAAGCUCAGAUGAGACCUUACGGCGAUGCUGGCCGCCAGGUACCUCCGCCAGGACCUGCCCCUAUCCGCCGUGGCCCAUCUCCCGGACCACCUCACUACGGGGCUCCACCUCCUCCCUCGCAGCCUCAGCCUCCAGCUUCAGCAGGACAGGCUCGGGUCAGUAACCCCAACUAUACACCGGCACCGACGGCAAGCAUGUCUCAAUCGAGCAACGGACCGCCGAGUGGCCCCCCGAAUGGCGCUGCACCACCACCGCACUUGAUGCCUUACCGAGCUGGAUCUCCCCGGCCAGACUCGAGACCUACCAUGCGUGAUAACCGCAUGCCUAGUCCCAAGUCGGCUUACCCCCAGUAUCAACCACCGCCUCAUGGUCACCACCCAGAGGCUGGUCCUAGUAGCAUGGAUAACGGUCUACCCACUCCUCUCAAGGGCCCCAUGGGCCCAGAUGGUCCUCAGCAUCGCGCUGACAAUCGUCCUCCGUCUGUUGGACCCAAGCGCAUGCGUGAAUGGGAAGAUGAGCCUGCAAUCAAAAAGCCUGCUUCCGAGGAGAAUCGCGCUCUCAUCCACGACAUGCGCCACCGUCGCCCUUCAACGCCCCUCCGGGGCGGGCCAGAGCCAUAUCGUCGAACAUCACCCGAACAGCACCGCCUCGAGGAGCAACGUCGGUUGGAUGAUCAGCGACGUGCUGAAGAUCAGCGUCAUGCUGAAGAACUUCGAAGAGCUGAUGAACAGCGUCGUGCCAAUGAUAACUACCACCCGUCAGAGGCUGCUCAUCACCAGCCUGCACACCCAAUGUCGACGCACUUGCCACCAAUGCAGCAAGGCCCUUCGCCAAUGCAGGGUAUUAUUCACGAUGGCCCAUCACACAACGGCCCAGGGCCAGUGCAGGCCAAGGAAUACCCUCAGGAAGAACGACCAAGAAAUGAGCAUCCUGCGGCUCCUGCACCGGCCCCAACGCCCACACCACAGCAGGUCAACGAGCCAGAGCGAGCAGCUCGCAAGAUGGACGUUGACGAGGAUUAUGAUGACAGUGGCGAGGAAGAGAAGAAGGUCAAUGUUACUGGCCCUGCUUCUGGGCCAGCGUCUGCCACUGGAGAGCUUAAGACGUCAACACCGACGAGUGCUGGUAUGAAUGGAUUAAUGGGACCGGCGCCCAAGACGGAGGGUACGGCAUAA
Messenger RNA from Pestalotiopsis fici W106-1, 2724 nucleotides. RefSeq lists its product as uncharacterized. The record is from RefSeq and is a predicted model, not a curated record. The transcript has 5 exons. Gene Ontology annotation, biological process: regulation of gene expression. Bases 1 to 2724 code for a protein of 907 amino acids. Gene Ontology annotation, molecular function: chromatin DNA binding; protein binding; RNA polymerase II cis-regulatory region sequence-specific DNA binding. Lineage: Eukaryota; Fungi; Ascomycota; Sordariomycetes; Amphisphaeriales; Sporocadaceae.